This is a messenger RNA of Candidula unifasciata, 1101 nucleotides long. The record is from the annotation of a GenBank genome assembly. Lineage: Eukaryota; Metazoa; Mollusca; Gastropoda; Stylommatophora; Geomitridae.
AUGUACCGGGAUUACUCUAACAGUUCCCCCAAACCAGGCAAGACGUACCUCGGCGGACGUGGAAAGAUGGAGUCGCUAGUUUCCAAGUACAUUUCUAUUGCCAGCGUCGUGGCGGCUUAUUGGGUGAUAUCAAUUUCUAUGGUGUUUGUCAACAAGUAUUUACUGAGUAGUGAAGACUUAAAGCUCAAUGCUCCUCUGUUUGUGACCUGGUUCCAGUGUGUGGUCACUGUGCUGCUGUGUAUUUUAUUGAGUUUAGCAGGGCAGAUCUUCCCGGACAAGAUCAAGUUCCCAGCGGUGAAGAUAGAAGCUAAGCUUCUUCGAGCGACUCUGCCGCUGUCCAUCAUAUUUGUGUGCAUGAUCACCUUCAACAAUCUGUGUCUCAAGUAUAUUGGGGUGGCCUUCUACUUUGUUGGUAGAUCACUAACUACAGUCUUCAAUGUGAUAUUUACAUAUCUUCUGCUCCAACAAACGACAUCAGGGAAGGCGUUGUUGUGCUGCGCUGUCAUCAUCGCAGGGUUCUUCAUGGGAGUUGAUCAGGAAGGAGCAUCAGGGACUUUGUCUGUCAUCGGUGUUGUGUUUGGUGUUCUGGCCAGCGCCAGUGUCGCCCUGAAUGCCAUCUACACCAAAAAAGUCUUACCCUUUGUAGACAACAACGUUUGGCGACUGACCCUGUACAACAACAUCAAUGCCUGCAUUCUCUUCAUUCCCAUGAUGAUUGUCUUUGGUGAGGUGAAGGAGAUCUACAAUUUCCCCUUGCUGGGCUCUCUCAACUUCUGGAACUGGAUGAUCAUUAGUGGCAUUUUUGGAUUUGCCAUCGGCUAUGUCACAGGCCUGCAGAUUCAGGUGACGUCCCCUCUGACACACAACAUCUCGGGGACAGCAAAAGCUUGUGCACAAACCAUCCUGGCCUGUAUUUAUUUUCAUGAUGUCAAGACUAACUUGUGGUGGCUCAGCAACAUGGUGGUCCUGUUUGGAUCGGCAGGUUAUACAGAGGUCAAGCGCCGGGAGAUGAAGAAGGAUCAUUUAGAAAAAGUCGCCGGGGCAUUAAAAAUAGAAGAGGUUAGUGUUGAGCUGGAUGAAGCCAAGAAGCCGUUAGUUUGA